UUUGCAAAAGCCUUGAGCGAUGGCUUGGGCAGCUGUAGAAACUGCACCCGGAGACGGAACGCGGGCUCCUCAAUGCUCCGAAAGAAGCAGAAAAGCGCAGGUGCCCCUGCUGGGCGCUGUCUCAGGGAGGUCUAAGCGCAGCGUCUCCCCGUUAGCACGUUCUUGACUCCAAUCAGCCACCGUAGGCCCAGCAGACCUCUGUACCCUUUCCCACUGUCCUUCGGCCCGUAGCUCUGCGCUUGCUCACUAACGAGGCUGCCUCGCGCACCCACCCCUCCUUCGAUUCUGUCUCCCACGCCGCAGCCUCCGCCAGCCGUGACUGCGCUUGCGUACUGACGCCCCCACCGGCACCGCAUGGGAGGAGGGGAUGGAAAUGAGGCUGGACCCUGCCGCUUUCGAGCGCACCCUGCCCUGCCCUACGGUCGCUGGGUGCACGGCGUGCGGUGCAACUCCUUCCCAUCCGAGGGCAGCGGGGCUGCGACCUCGGCCUCCGCGGGAGGGGCCCGCAGCCCCGCCCCCGGGGAGGUGCAGUCCGCAGGCCUCCUCUCUGCCCUCUACGGCUUCAACUCCACACCGGGGAUGAAAUUUAGCAACGAGGAAGAAAUUUAGCGGCCCUCGUGGCGUCCAUGGACUGAGACGAAGCCAAAAGGUUUCUGGGCCAGCAAGAUGCUGGAGCGAGAUGCAGAGCCGGCGGCUGAGGCCACAGAUCCUAGUCCUGCAGGCAAGGAACCAGUGACCACAGGCGGAGCUCCCCACCAGGGUUCGUCCAAGAAGCCCCACCAGUGCCCGCACUGCCCAAAGGCCUUUGGCCACCGCUCCAAGCUGGCAGCCCACCUCUGGACCCACGCGCCCGCCCGCCCCUACCCGUGCCCUGACUGCUCCAAGUCCUUCUGCUACCCCUCCAAACUGGCUGCCCACCGACACACGCACCAUGCCACGGAUGCCCGCCCCUAUCCUUGUCCGCACUGCCCCAAGGCUUUUUCAUUCCCCUCCAAACUGGCUGCCCACCGCCUAUGCCAUGAACCCCCCACCGCGCCGAGCAGCCAGGCCACCGCCCGACGACAUCGCUGCUCCAGCUGCGGCCAGGCCUUUGGCCAGAGGCGCCUCCUGCUCCUUCACCAACGCAGCCACCACCAGGCUGAGAGUCAGGGGGAGCGGGAGUGAGCCCUGCCCUUGGCUCACCGGCCCCCUCUGCCGCCAGCUCCAGUAAACGCAGAGGUGGCAUUUCUAAACCAGGCUUGCCUCUUGUAGCUGGCAGGGAGGUUGGCCCCUCCUAUAUACAGUACGUACAUACUGGGUUCUAACUUAAAAGGUGGAAGCACUCUUUGCUCACCCACUUUGGGGAAGGGGAGGGAAUGUAUCAACCACAGAGAGUUAACUGGCCCCAAACCAUGGACCUGGAGCUGUGGUGGGAAAGAACUGUCUCUGGUUUUUCCUGACUAUUCAUUUGGCAAAGGUACAAAGUCUGCUAGCAUUGUGGGGUGGUGGGGAGUGUGGGAAAACAGGCUCUCUCCUGUUGUUGUAAGUUACAUUGGUGCUUCCAUUUUGGCCAUUUGGCUGUACCUAUGAAAUACUUAAAUGCACACCUGCUCGUGUCAGCUAUUCCGCUUCCAAGAAUGUAUCCUAUAAACUCCAGCAUGUGAACAAGGCAUAAGGACAAGGAUGUUCGCUACAGCAUUAUGGUUGUGCCCAAAGAUGGAAAACAACCCAAGUGUUCAUCAGUCGAGACCAGCUAAUUAAUUACAAUACAGCCGUAGAAUGGAAGAUGUAGCUGUAGGGGGAGAAACCAGCUCAAUUGUACCAGUGUGGAAAGAUUCCCAGGAUAUAAGUGAUAAAAGCCAGAACAAGGGGCAUACUGCUGAUAGUAGGUAAAGUCCUAGCUUUGGCUAGGACUGCGUAUGAGCCGAGGGGCCUUGGACAACCUUUGGCACUUCUCUGGACUCAGAUACCUGAUCUAUAAAAUGGGAGUGUUAUAAGGCCCUUGUAAGGGUGCAAGCAUCAUCAUCUUGGGCAAGUCAGUUCCCUUCUUAGAGCCAGUUUCUCUCACUGUAAAAUCAGAUGAGUGAGCUAACAUUGGACUGCUCUUCAUCCUACACAUUAAGCACCUACUGUGUGCUAGGACCUGAAUAGGGUAUUAGGAAUACAGCAGGAAAUAAGACAGACCUGGUUUAGUGAGGAGAGGGGUCACUAGUCAAGUAGUGGCAAAAAAUAAAAGUAAAGAAGCUUAAGUCCAUUUUGAAGAACAAGUAGGGGAGCCUUGGUCCUGACAUGUGACAGCCCCCACCUGGAGAUCAGGGGUUGGCAAGCUUCCUGUAAAGGGCCAGAUGGUAUAUAUUUUUAGGUUUUGCAGGCCAUACGGUGUCUGCCAUGACUACUCAACUCUGCUGUUGUAAAAGCAGCCACACUCAUGACACUGUAAUGAAUUUGUGGCUGGGUUCCAAUAAAACUUUAUUUCAAAAUCAGCAAGUGGGCUGGAUUUUGCCUAUGGACGGCAAUUUGCCGACCCCUGCUGUAGAUGAGUGGGGAAAGGACAAGCUAAUCUGUGAGUUAGCUGAGGUGGGGAAAAAUGAAAUGGGAGGGACCCUGUGAUGGGCAGAAUAAUGGUCCCCCAAAGUUGUCCCCAUCCUAACCCCUAGCACCUAUAUGUUAGCUUACACAUGGCAGAAUGGACUUUGCAGAUGUAAGGAUUUUGAGAUGGGAAUAUCCUGAUUAUUUGUGAGCACAAUGUAGUCACAAGGGUCCUUAUAUGGGGAAGAGGGAAAUAGAAGUCAGAGCAGAUGCGACAAUGGAAGCAGAGAUUGAGUGAUGCAGGGCCACGAGUCAAGGAACUUGGCAGCUUCUAGAGGCUAGAAAAGUCAAGAAAAUUAUUUUCCGUUAGAGCCUCUAGAAGGAACCCUGGCCUGCUGCCACCAUGAUUUUGGCCCAGAAACUGAGUUUGGACUAUUGACCUCUAGAACUGUAAGAAAAUAAAUGUGUAUUGUUUAAAGUCA
This is a messenger RNA of Myotis davidii, 2990 nucleotides long. It is a transcript of the gene ZNF575, whose product is annotated as zinc finger protein 575. The record is from RefSeq and is a predicted model, not a curated record. The coding region runs from base 667 to 1164 and encodes 165 amino acids. NCBI's taxonomy places the organism in Eukaryota, Metazoa, Chordata, Mammalia, Chiroptera, Vespertilionidae. Gene Ontology annotation, biological process: regulation of transcription by RNA polymerase II. The transcript has 5 exons. Gene Ontology annotation, molecular function: DNA-binding transcription factor activity, RNA polymerase II-specific; RNA polymerase II cis-regulatory region sequence-specific DNA binding.